Molecule: messenger RNA, 3222 nt
Organism: Durio zibethinus
Lineage: Eukaryota; Viridiplantae; Streptophyta; Magnoliopsida; Malvales; Malvaceae
Source: RefSeq, a predicted model, not a curated record
CAUUUUGCUUGAACUACUUUGUAAGAUAACUAAAAAUAGUAAAACUUGCAUCUUAGUUUGGUUUGUCCCUCCAAAUUCGGGGCUUUUAGAGGUUGUAGGAAAUGAACAAGUCACCCUUUGAAUAACAAUGAGAAAGAAUAUAGGAGAAAAUUGUGCUCCUCGCUCUAACAUUCUUUAGACAAGAAAUUAAAACCCAUACCCAAAAUGUUGUCAAUUAACAAGAUUAAUACGGGGAUUUAAACAUGUAAUUUUAAUUUCAAACAUAGUAAUGGAAAGAUCGAUUGCCACUUCAUCGCUUCAUUUGUCACAAAUCCCAUGCAUGCUGAUUGUACGGUCUACUUGUGACUCUUGGUGACUUCACCACAACAUUUACCUCCACAAAAUUUUCAAUGAAAAAUGAAUUUGAUACAAAAAAUUUCAAUCUUAUUUUGUUGGGGCUGAGAAGAAAAUGAAAGUCUUUGGUUCAAUCCUUCUUUUAGCUUCCCUUCAUUGAGACGAGAAAAAGGGAGAGAAACAUUGUAAGAUUCAUACAAUUUGUUCAUUUCCGCAUCAUUUUUUCUUUUUUUUCGCAUAAUCAGUUCUCGGCAACAUUGAACUACAACAAUGGUAUGACAUUUUUCUUUCAAAGUAGUCAUGAUUUCUUGCACACAACCGUAAUUAUACUCUAGUGAUCAGUUUAAACAUAUAUAUCAUGUUAAUUGUAACGUGUAAAAGAAGUUACACGCGAUGAACAAGGAGCAAAGUGGUGUUCUAAGGGCAUGGGAGGCCACCGUGCGCAAAACACAAGCGGCAAAAAAACGUGCAAAUAGCAUUUUCGGGACAAUUUCUCUGGCAAGUGCAGCGGACGAUGAUCUUGAAGAUGAUAACGAUAAAAGAAUAAGCAUCUCAGGGGAAGAACACUUGGCAGAGAAAAUUCUACCUAAUGGGGAUUAUUACACCGGGCAGUGGUGUGAUAAUUUUCCAAACGGGCAAGGGAAAUAUCUAUGGACUGACGGGUGCAUGUACAUAGGAGAGUGGCAUAGAGGCAAACCUAUGGGGAGGGGAAGGUUUAGUUGGCCCUCUGGUGCUACUUAUGAAGGGGAGUUCAAAAGCGGAUAUAUGGAUGGCAAUGGUAUAUAUACGGGAUCCAAUGGGGAUACUUAUAAGGGACAAUGGGUGAUGAACUUGAAACAUGGCCAUGGCGUUAAGCAUUAUUCAAAUGGAGAUUGGUAUGAUGGGGAAUGGCGUCGCGGUUUGCAAGAAGGACAUGGGAAGUAUCAAUGGCAGAAUGAGAACCAUUAUGUAGGGGAGUGGAAGAAUGGUGUGAUUUUUGGCAAGGGGACUUUUGUAUGGAGUAAUGGGAAUAAGUAUGAUGGCUAUUGGGAAGAUGGUAUUCCAAAAGGAAAUGGAACUUAUCAUUGGCCUGAUGGAAGCUUUUACGUAGGAAAUUGGAGUAUAGAUCCAGAUGAACAAAAUGAGACAUAUUACCCUUCAGAAUCCUCCUUAGCUGCAAAUCUUGAAUGGGAUCCUAAAACUGUGUAUGACGACUUGGCUGACUGCAAGAUUUACCCUGGAGAAAGGGUUCCGAUUUUGCCAUCACAAAAGAAACUUGCAAUAUGUUAUUCAACCAAGGGUGGAAACAAACCAAGGAGAAUGUCAGUUGAUGGGAGAGUAAGCGUAGGCAUAGAAAUGCCAUUUGAUAAAAUGAACAUGUGGGAGAGUGAUGGUGAUAGCAUUGAUUUAGGAGAAGUGAGGAGAUCAUAUUUGGAUUGUGAGUUGUUAGGUACUGUACAUCAUGACGAUACAAACCAUAAGUUUAACCUCGAAUUGCCAUUGAAAGUGCCAAAGCCGGGAAAAAGGCAAGGAGAAACAAUAUCCAAAGGACACAAGAACUAUGAACUUAUGCUCAAUCUUCAAUUAGGAAUCAGGCAUUCAGUAGGAAGACCUGCUCCAGCCACAGCUCUUGAUCUUAAGGCUUCAGCUUUUGACCCCAAGGAGAAAAUAUGGACAAGAUUUCCUCCAGAAGGGAGCAAAUAUACUCCACCACACCAAUCUUCUGAAUUUAAAUGGAAGGAUUAUUGUCCUGUAGUUUUCAGGACUUUGAGGAAGUUGUUCAAGGUGGACCCUGCAGAUUACAUGAUAUCUAUUUGUGGAAACGAUGCACUUAGGGAACUGUCUUCCCCUGGUAAAAGUGGUAGCUUCUUUUACUUGACCGAUGAUGAUCGAUACAUGAUAAAGACAAUGAAGAAGUCAGAAGUUAAAGUGCUUUUAAGGAUGCUUUCAGCCUACUAUAAUCAUGUUAGAUCCUUUGAGAACACUUUGGUGAUAAAAUAUUAUGGCUUGCACUGCGUAAAGUUAACUGGGCCAACUCAAAAAAAGGUACGGUUCAUUAUUAUGGGGAACCUCUUACGCUCCGAGUAUACAAUUCACAGACGCUUUGAUUUGAAAGGAUCUUCUUUAGGACGCAUAACAGAGAAGCCCGAGUCCGAGAUCGAUGAUACAACAAUACUUAAGGAUCUUGAUCUGAAUUUCAUAUUCAAACUGCAGAAAACUUGGUUUCAAGAGUUUUAUAGGCAAAUAGAUAAGGAUUGUGAGUUUCUUGAACAGGUGGGAACUAUGGACUAUAGUCUUCUGGUGGGUCUUUACUUUAGAGAUAUAUCAGCUAAUGGAGAGCUAAUUCCUUGUGGAAGACGUACGUACUCCAUCUUUCUUAACAUUUUUAAUGAAUCAGCUCCUCGUCUUUCUAGAGCAGAGAUGGAUCAACUUCUUCUAGACCCUAAGAGGUGGGGUAGCAUCAAGCUGGGAGCCAACAUGCCAGCGCGAGCAGAAAGAACUAUUAGAAAACCUGAAUGUGAAUUAUUGCAGCUCGUGGGUGAACAAACAGGGGAAUGUUACGAAGUGAUAAUGUUCUUCGGCAUCAUUGACAUACUUCAAGAUUAUGACAUUACUAAGAAGCUUGAACACGCAUAUAAAUCCAUCCAUUAUGAUCCUACUUCAAUAUCAGCUGUGGAUCCAAAGCAGUACUCUAAGCGAUUCCGAGACUUCAUAUUUAAAGUUUUUGCUGAAGAUACUUAGGACGUUGAUUUCAGCUUUGAAGACGGAGCUUUUAUUUGUUGUAGCCAUUGUUAUCAACAUCAUGUCAUCUCAUGUAAUUGAAUUCAGCACCAAUUUUUCCAAGAAUGUCAACUCUUUCAGUCAACCUGUAGCCUUGAUUAAUGAAUAUGUAUUGCUAUAUGCAUAGAA